Molecule: messenger RNA, 1188 nt
Organism: Ambispora leptoticha
Lineage: Eukaryota; Fungi; Glomeromycota; Glomeromycetes; Archaeosporales; Ambisporaceae
Source: the annotation of a GenBank genome assembly
AAUGAAGAGUAUGCUGCAUUCUACAAAGCAUUAACUAAUGAUUGGGAAGAUCACUUGGCGUGCAAGCAUUUCUCAGUCGAAGGACAACUUGAGUUCCGUGCCAUCCUCUUCGUUCCUCGUCGUGCACCAUUUGAUCUCUUCGAGACUAAAAAGAAACGAAAUAAUAUCAAAUUAUAUGUACGCCGAGUCUUCAUUAUGGAUGAUUGUGAAGACUUGAUUCCUGAAUAUCUCAAUUUUGUUAAGGGAAUUGUCGAUUCGGAAGAUCUUCCACUCAAUAUUUCUCGUGAGAUGCUUCAACAAAACAAGAUUUUAAAGGUUAUCCGCAAGAAUCUUGUAAAGAAAUGUAUGGAAUUGUUCUCGGAAAUUGCCGAAGACAAAGAAAACUUCAACAAAUUCUAUGAAGCGUUUGCUAAGAAUAUCAAAUUGGGUAUACAUGAAGAUUCGCAAAAUCGCGCCAAAUUAGCUGAAUUCCUUCGCUACUAUUCCACAAAAUCCGGAGAUGAAAUGACUUCCCUAAAAGAUUACGUCACUCGUAUGCCAGAAAAACAAAAGGCCGUCUAUUACAUUACCGGCGAGAAUCGUCAAGCAGUUGAGGCCUCACCUUUUAUCGAAGUAUUGAAAAAGAAAGGUUAUGAAGUCUUGCUCAUGAUUGAUCCAAUUGAUGAGUAUGCAGUCUCUCAGCUUAAAGAAUACGAUGGAAAGAAACUCCCUUUAUGCAAAUCAAUCAAAGAAAUUCUUGGUGAAAAGAUUGAAAAGGUCACUGUUUCUAAUCGUAUCUCUGAAUCACCUUGUGUACUUGUGACCGGUCAAUAUGGAUGGUCAGCUAACUUUGAACGUAUCAUGAAAGCACAAGCGCUUCGUGACUCAAGUAUGGCAUCCUAUAUGGCCUCGAAAAAGAUUAUGGAAAUUAAUCCGCAUCAUCCAAUCAUCAAAAACCUUAAAACAAAAGUUGAAGUUGACAAGAACGACAAAACUGUAAAGGAUUUGACGUGGUUAUUAUUUGAAACUUCUCUUUUACAAUCUGGUUUCACUCUCGAAGAACCUUCUUCCUUUGCCGAAAGAAUCUUCAAAAUGAUUAAACUCGGCCUUGAUAUCGGUGACGAGGGUGAUACUGCGGAGCCAAUCGAAGAAGAUGUCCCUCCGCUUGCCGAAACUACUGAAACUUCUCAAAUGGAAGAAGUAGAUUAA